AUGCGUUUCUAUCCAGAGUCAAACGAACUCGAAAACGCGACAAAACAGUCCAGAAAAAAACAAAGGGAAAACUGACGCGAAGACAAAGGCAGACGGAGAAAAGCGUCGCCCACGACGGCGUUGUCUUCCUCUUCUCCUGUUGACUUCCUACCCGCCGACAAUUUCAUCGGCACGCUCGAGUUGCCCAGCGGGCAGAGCGUUGCGUCCCCUAUAAAAGCGAGGGUAGACGAUAGCGGUACCAGUGUGUGCUCACUGCCGACCAACAUGAACAGCACCGACAAACUGAAAGUAAUACUCUUAUGCGGCCUAGUAUUAUCGGUCGUAGCUGAAAAGGCAAAGACCGAAGAGGCAAAGAAGACCGAGUCUAGCGUUCAGCCAAAGGAUGAAAAGACAAAGCGCGGAUUGGAACUGAGCCUGGGUGAUCACGGUGGUUUCGGGGGCGGUGAUUUCGGCGGGGGUGGUUUCGGCGGCGGUGGUUUCGGCGGCGGUCAUGGCGAGAUAAUCUCCACCGAUCACAUCAAAGCGGUGACAGUCACGAAGCAUGUACCGGUGCCGCAUCCGUAUCCGGUGGAGGUCACGAAGCAUGUGCCCUACCCGGUGAAGGUGCCGGUCAAAGUACCCGUUGACCGUCCGUAUCCAGUCCACGUACCGCAACCUUACCCGGUGGAGGUCACGAAGCACGUGCCCUAUCCGGUAGAGAAACCGGUGCCCUAUCCCGUCAAGGUGCCCAUAAAGGUGCCCGUCAAGGUGCCCUAUCCAGUCAAGGUGCCCGUCAAGGUUCCGGUCGAAAUAUCAAAACCAGUUCCCUAUCCCGUCAAGGUACCCGUGGUCGUCAAAGAACCCUAUCCCGUGGUCGUUAAAGGUCAUGACGAAGGCGGCUACGGUGGCGGCUACGGCGGCGGAUUUGGUGGCGGAUUCGGUGGCGGACACGACUUCGGCGGCGGUUUGGAACUCAGCAGUGAUUUCGGCGGAUACGAGCAUCAUUGAGACAAAGUUGACGCAGGAAGGAAACAAGGACUCGCGUCGUUGGUCGUCCCCUUUUGUCUAAUGGCGAACGGCUCGUGCGGCGCGAGACGAGGAAGCUUUAUUCGAGGAAUCGAUCGUCGAGAGAGAUCAAGGAGCGACCGACAAAGAACGAUUAUGUUCCAAUAAAAAAACUGACACGACGGAUCAAUAUUCUAUUUUAUUGUGAUCCUAUCUUCGGAUUGUACUAUACACCCUG
Formica exsecta is the source of this 1222-nucleotide messenger RNA. RefSeq names its product H/ACA ribonucleoprotein complex subunit gar1-like. The record is from RefSeq and is a predicted model, not a curated record. Lineage: Eukaryota; Metazoa; Arthropoda; Insecta; Hymenoptera; Formicidae.